Messenger RNA from Lipotes vexillifer (Yangtze River dolphin), 1103 nucleotides. It is a transcript of the gene RYBP, whose product is annotated as RING1 and YY1 binding protein. The transcript has 5 exons. Lineage: Eukaryota; Metazoa; Chordata; Mammalia; Artiodactyla; Lipotidae. Gene Ontology annotation, biological process: positive regulation of DNA-templated transcription. Gene Ontology annotation, molecular function: DNA binding; transcription coregulator activity. Gene Ontology annotation, cellular component: nucleus. The record is from RefSeq and is a predicted model, not a curated record. The coding region runs from base 146 to 832 and encodes 228 amino acids.
GGCGGCGGCCGGAGCUUGAGCCCCAGCGGCUGAGGGCGGGCGCGGGGGAGGGAGGGGGGCCGGUCCGCGACGACUCCCCGGACGGCGUUUCUCCUCCGAGCAGCGCCGGUUUCGGCUUUGGGGGGGGCGGGGGUACAGCCCAUCCAUGACCAUGGGCGACAAGAAGAGCCCGACCAGGCCAAAAAGACAAGCAAAACCUGCCGCAGACGAAGGCUUUUGGGAUUGUAGUGUCUGCACCUUCAGAAACAGCGCCGAAGCCUUUAAAUGCAGCAUCUGCGAUGUGAGGAAAGGCACCUCCACCAGAAAACCGCGGAUCAACUCUCAGCUGGUGGCCCAGCAGGUGGCCCAACAGUACGCCACUCCCCCACCCCCUAAAAAGGAGAAGAAGGAGAAGGUCGAGAAGCAAGACAAAGAGAAACCCGAGAAAGACAAAGAAAUCAGCCCUGGUGUUACCAAGAAGAACGCCAACAAAAAAACGAAACCAAAGUCCGAUAUUCUGAAAGAUCCUCCUAGCGAAGCGAACAGUAUACAGUCUGCAAAUGCUACAACAAAGACCAGUGAAACGAAUCACACCUCAAGGCCCCGGCUGAAAAACGUGGACAGGAGCACCGCACAGCAGUUGGCAGUAACUGUGGGCAACGUCACCGUCAUUAUCACAGACUUUAAGGAAAAGACUCGCUCCUCCUCGACCUCCUCAUCCACAGUGACCUCCAGUGCAGGGUCAGAACAGCAGAACCAGAGCAGCUCGGGGUCGGAGAGCACAGACAAGGGUUCCUCCCGUUCCUCCACGCCAAAGGGCGACAUGUCAGCAGUAAAUGAUGAAUCUUUCUGAAAUUGCACAUGGAGUUGUGAAAACUAUGAAUCAGGGUAUGAAAUUCACAUCCUCCACCUGCCCAUGCCGCUUGCACCCCUGGAGAAUCUUCUGUGGACAUCGACCUCUUAGUGAUGCUGCCAGGAUAAUUUCUGCUUGCCAUGGGCAUCUGGCCCCCAAGGAAUUUCGCACCCUGACGAUUACUCUUGACACUUUUAUGUAUUCCAUUGUUUUAUAUGAUUUUCCUAACAAUCAUUUAUAAUUGGAUGUGCUCCUGAAUCUACUUUUUAUA